GACAAUUUGACAAUCAAACGUGAGCGAGCGUCUAUGUAAUAUUUACAAGAAAUAACAUUUAGUUGUUUCGUUUAAUAGAUUUUAUUUUCCAGCUAUACAGAUAAAAUUAUAAAACCUGCCUAGAUAGCACUUUUAACAAGGCCCUAAUAUAGAUACCACUAACGUAAAUAUGGCUUUAGCUUUACAGAGACGCGCUAAUGUCCGAUUACCACCUGAAGUGAAUAGGAUACUAUAUGUAAGAAAUUUACCAUACAAGAUAUCAGCCGAAGAAAUGUAUGAUAUAUUUGGAAAAUAUGGUGCAAUUCGACAAAUUCGAGUUGGAAACACACCAGAGACAAGAGGAACAGCAUUUGUUGUGUAUGAGGAUAUAUUUGAUGCAAAAAAUGCUUGUGAUCAUUUAUCUGGAUUCAAUGUGUGCAACAGGUAUUUAGUUGUAUUGUACUACAGAUCAAACAAAGCCUUCAAGGGAAUGGACAUAGAGAAGAAGCAAGAAGAGAUAGAUACAUUAAAAAAGAAAUAUGGUAUUUCAAGUGAUGAUCUACGUAAAUAAUAUUUCUUGUUUUGUUUUUGUACUUGUCAUAUAAACUCUAGUUGGCCAAUUGAGCUGCAUAAGUGAUUUUAAACAAAUGACAUUGAGGAUUCUUAACUUGGCCUUAACAGUAAUGAACAUUUCUAAAUCAAGGUGUGUCCGAUGCCAACUCUGUUUUUAUUCUAAAGGAAAUAUGUUUAAUUUUAAAUAUGCUUUUAAAUAUAGCUUUCUCAAAUAAACAACUAAGUGAUAUUUUAUGUAAGUUUUAUGGUAGUAUUCUAAUCCUAACAAUUAAGAAACUCACAUUUCUUUGUCAUUAACAAGAAAACUCAUAUUACAACCAUUUCAUCUAAUAUUCAUAUCAUAAAUGCAAUAUCCUGUGUGCUCACCAGUAUGUUUCUUACUAUGUAUAAUUAUUCCUCUAAGGUUGCUUAAAUGGCAGUGCUUAAAAACAAAUACAAAAGUACCAGGUUGUAUGUUUGGCAAAGUUGUGUCCUUCAAAUAUUGAAUCUUCAACGAAAUUACAAGAAAUGUUUUCUAGAUAUGUAUAACACUGUAAAAUAUUACUAAAAAUAAUAAAUAAUUUGUAAUUUG
Molecule: messenger RNA, 1123 nt
Organism: Papilio polytes (common Mormon)
Lineage: Eukaryota; Metazoa; Arthropoda; Insecta; Lepidoptera; Papilionidae
Gene: Sf3b6
Product: splicing factor 3B subunit 6
Exons: 3
Coding region: 170-550 (126 amino acids)
Cellular component (GO): nucleus; ribonucleoprotein complex; cytoplasm
Molecular function (GO): mRNA binding
Source: RefSeq, a predicted model, not a curated record